AUGAGAAAGGAACUAGGAAUAUUAUUGAGUGAUUGGAAGAAGAUAGUCCUGUUGGUGUUGUUUUUAGGUCAGAUUUUUAUGGCUGCACAUGGCUAUAAACAUGGAGACAGUGUGAACAUAAUUAUGAAUAGAAUAUGGAAAUAUGAUGAAAAUAUAGUGACAUCAGAGUUUUCAUUUUAUAGUAAAGUUCCAUUAUGCCAUGAUAACCGGAAAAUCGGGGAGAUGUCAUUUAAUGAAGUUGUGAGAGGAGAUCAGCUAAAAGUUAUUAAGGCAGUUUUCGGACUCUCUGAAAAUGACAAAUCAUUUUGUAGUAUUAGUCUAACAAAUGAUCAGCUUUAUAGUAUUAGGCAUCAUAUAAGAAACAAUUACGUUUUUGAGAUAUAUGUAGAAGAUAAAGCAAUAGCAAAGACCCUUGGCUAUAUUAAUGAAAAUAACGAGGCAAUUCUAAUUACUGGCUACGAUUUUAUAUUAGGGUACCGAGGUAGUGAAAUUGCAUCACUGGAUGUAAAGACUAGAAAUCAACAUACUAUAAAUAUUGAUAAGACUCUGGAACUGAAUAAAUCGGGAAAACUAUCCUUAAUUAAUAUGUACUACAGCGUGAAGUGGGUUGAUAAAAGCAAUGAACCGAUAGGAAAGGUUGGGAAGGGCGUGUUAAAGAUCCCAAUGAUAAGAUGGCUUGGAGUUUUUAAUAGUACAUUCCUGACAAUUCUGAUUAUUAUGAUGCUUCUACUGAUCUUUAUGCAGAUUCUUAGAUCUGAGUUUUCGAGGUAUUUCCCAAUGGGAGAAGAUGACCUAAAUCUUGCAUUUGAUGAUGAUCCUAUAGAAAUGAAAGGAUGGAAACUGCUACAUGGUGACAUCUUCAGAUCUCCAAAGUACAGAAUGAUUUUGUCAUCUUUUGUUGGUAAUGGAAUUCAAAUUCUGUUUGUUGGUCUCAUUAUUUGUAUCACUGACAACAUCUCAAUGUUCAGAAACCUUUCUUUUGAUCUUGAAACCCUCAAAUUUCUUCUUGUUUUAUUCACCAUCUCCUCAUACAUUUCUGGAUUUGUCUCAUCAUAUAUAUACACUUCCAUGGGUGGAAAGAAGUUCAAGUACAACAUUUUUCUUACUUGUUUUAUAUAUAUUUUACCAGUAUACUUAUUGGUAAUUUCUGUUAAAUCACUAACCUUGGGUUCAGGGCCCAACUUAUUCAAUAUUUACUCCUCCAUUAAGGUAUUUACCAUCUAUUCGAUGGUCUCACUGCCUCUUUGUUUUCUUGGUGGACUUUUUGGAGAGAGAAGAUCCAAGAAAUACUUCAAAUUUCCUUGUAAAACUAACCGUCUCCCGAGACAGAUUCCCAGACAAAAAUGGUACAAUUCUCAAAGGCUCCAGCUAGUUGUUUCUGGGAUCCUGCCUUUUUCUGCAGUAUAUGUGGAGCUACAUUAUCUGUUUGUAUCAUUCUGGAAUUACACUCCCUUUUAUUUCUAUAAUAAUCAACACCAUAACAAUUUUCUUUUGUUGACAAUAAGUACGUUCCUACUUAUCCUUGUAGGCUCCACUUCUUCAAUAAUUCUCAUUUAUAUCCAGCUUAACCUCGAAAAUUAUAAAUGGUGGUGGUUCUCUUUCCUUAAUGGAUUAUCUCCAUGCGUAUACUUCUUCCUCUUUUCACUUUACUAUUUCCUGUCGUACUCUAACCAUAUUUAUGGAUUCAUUCAGUUCAGGCUUUUCCUAAUGUCAAAUUUAAUCAUUGCUUAUACUUUAACCUUGGCACUUUCAUGUAUCACCUUCAUUACUUCCUACGUAUUUAUUCACUACAUCUAUAAACACAUAAAGUCUGACUAA
Cryptosporidium ubiquitum is the source of this 1818-nucleotide messenger RNA. RefSeq lists its product as uncharacterized. The record is from RefSeq and is a predicted model, not a curated record. Gene Ontology annotation, biological process: protein localization to membrane. NCBI's taxonomy places the organism in Eukaryota, Apicomplexa, Conoidasida, Eucoccidiorida, Cryptosporidiidae. The coding region runs from base 1 to 1818 and encodes 605 amino acids. Gene Ontology annotation, cellular component: membrane. The transcript has a single exon.